Hyaloperonospora brassicae is the source of this 1320-nucleotide messenger RNA. The record is from the annotation of a GenBank genome assembly. Lineage: Eukaryota; Oomycota; Peronosporomycetes; Peronosporales; Peronosporaceae.
AUGACGCGCUCCCUUCAGCACGAGCCGCACGUCUCGUCCUGUCCUCCUGCUGCUGCUGCUGCUGCUGCAGCUGUGGGCAUUGUCACGAUCUGCGGCGGCGGCAACGGCGCCCACGUCGCGGCCGCGUACUUGGCGUCCAAAGGCGUGCGCGUGCAGGUGCUGACGCGCCAACCGGACCGCUGGGCGUCGACGCUCGAGCUCAGCACGGCCGGCAGUAGCUGGGCAGGUAAAGGGACUGUCACGGGCCGUCUGCACCGCGUGUCGUCGCACGCGCAGCACGUCAUCCCGCAGUCGGACGUUGUGAUUGUCGCUGCGCCGGCCCACGUCCACCCACUGGUCCUCGAGCACGUGAAGCCGUACCUCAAGAAGGGCGUCCAGCUCGGCACGUUGUUCGCCCAGGGCGGCUUUGACUGGGCCGUGCACAAGGCGCUGGGAACAGAGCGACUCGCCAACGUCGACUUGCUCUUUGGUCUGCAGAACAUCCCGUGGAUCUGCAAGGCGACCGAGUACGGCCGCAAGUGCCGCAUCAUUGGACCCAAGCAGUGCCUCUACGUGGCGUGCUACCCCGUCGAGCGCAGACACGAAGCCGCGACGCUCGUCCAGACGCUCUUCGACAUUCCGUGCAAGACGGUGGCCAACUUCCUCAACCUCACGCUCACGUCGUCCAACCAGAUCAUCCACCCAGCGCGCUACUACUCCAUCUUCCGCGACUGGGACGGCCACAAGACGUAUACGCUCGAGGAGCUCGAGACCCGCAAGGGCCUCACAUUGUACGCCGACUUUGAUGCGCUCUCGGCCGAGCAGCUCGCAAUGCUCGACAACGAGCUGCAGCAGGUCAAACACGCGCUGCUGCAGCGGUUUCCAGCCCUCGACUUGUCGGACGUGCUGCCCAUUGGCGACCGCAUCGUGCAGCACUACGGCAACGACGUGGCCGAUCGCUCGUCCCUCCUGCAGAUCUUCCGCACGAACUUGGGCUACGCCGGAUGUGCCACGCCGCUGACGGAAGUGGCAAAGGGGGCGUACCAUCCUGCAGUCAACUCGCGGCUGUUCUGGGAAGACAUUCCCUACGGCCUGUGCAUCUUGAAGAACAUGGCCGAGAUGCUGGGCAACUUGCCCACGCCGCGGAUCGACUUUAUGAUCCGCUGGCACCAGCGCCACAUGGGCGUGGAAUUCCUCACGCCGGACGGGCAGCUGAACGCCCGCGAGCUGUGGCGCACGGGCGCGCCCAACAAGUAUGGCAUCCACAGCCUCGACGACCUCGUUGCGACGUCCUUGCCCAAAGAGAUGCGCAACUACCGUCACCCGCGAUCGCGCAUGUAG